AUGACAGGAAAGGAAGGGGCCGUGUUAUCGGAAAGUUUAAACAAACCGAAAACAGUCUGCCCUACUGAGAAUGGAGGGAACAACAGCCACCAGCUUUCAAAGAGCAGCGCUACGCAUCCGCCCAGAUGUACCGGAUUCGGCAUCCAAGAGAUUUUGGGGCUCAAUAAAGAACCGUCGUCAGCCCCACGGAGCGCACUGGAAUCUCUGCCCGCAGGAGCGCAUUUGCUAGCCGCCAGGUCUAUGCUCGGUCCUGCUGGUGUUGGGGUCGGGAUGGGAUUAAUUGGCCCUGGAGGUAUUCCGUCGUUUUAUAGCCAGCCAGCAUUUUUGGAAGUCCUUUCAGACGCUCAAAACGUCCACUUGCAGCCUCUCAACAGGACAGUUGGACCGCUGGAGACCAGCCAAUCCGCAAGUUCAGAUUCAGAGGAUGUUUCAUCCAGCGAAAAAAAACUAUCAAAAUCCUCCCUGAGCCAGAGCAAGAAAAGGAAGAAAAGACGACACAGAACUAUAUUUACCUCGUAUCAGUUAGAGGAAUUAGAGAAGGCCUUUAACGAAGCACACUAUCCUGACGUGUACGCAAGGGAAAUGCUCGCGAUGAAGACGGAACUUCCUGAAGACAGAAUACAGGUCUGGUUCCAGAACCGUCGGGCUAAGUGGAGGAAGAGAGAGAAGUGUUGGGGUCGCAGCAGCGUGAUGGCCGAGUACGGUCUCUAUGGCGCCAUGGUCCGCCACUCAAUCCCGCUUCCCGAGUCCAUCCUUAAAUCGGCCAAGGAUGGCAUAAUGGACUCCUGUGCCCCCUGGCUGCUGGGGAUGCACAAAAAGUCUUUGGAGGCAGCCGCAGUCCCGUCAACCGGGAAGUCCGACGUCAGCAAGCAACCGGCCAAUCAGAAGGGAGAAGAGGUAGAAGCAGAAGAGAGGAGGACAGACUGCAAGACGCCCAUUUCCAAAGAGGAACUGAGGGAGAACAGCAUUGCUGCUCUCAGGGCAAAAGCACAGGAGCACAGCGCUAAAGUGCUAGGAACAGUUUCCUGUGAAAGACUGGAAAGCAAGAAUGAACCGAAGGUGGUGACGGAGGAAAAAUCUAGCGAGCGCUCGGAUUCACAAGAGGAGGAGCAGAGCUCUUAG
Molecule: messenger RNA, 1122 nt
Organism: Chanos chanos (milkfish)
Lineage: Eukaryota; Metazoa; Chordata; Actinopteri; Gonorynchiformes; Chanidae
Gene: vsx2
Product: visual system homeobox 2
Exons: 5
Coding region: 1-1122 (373 amino acids)
Biological process (GO): regulation of transcription by RNA polymerase II
Cellular component (GO): nucleus
Molecular function (GO): sequence-specific double-stranded DNA binding; DNA-binding transcription factor activity, RNA polymerase II-specific
Source: RefSeq, a predicted model, not a curated record